Messenger RNA from Tetrahymena thermophila SB210, 1152 nucleotides. RefSeq lists its product as hypothetical. NCBI's taxonomy places the organism in Eukaryota, Ciliophora, Oligohymenophorea, Hymenostomatida, Tetrahymenidae. The record is from RefSeq and is a predicted model, not a curated record. The transcript has a single exon.
UUUUUAAAUUAAUCAAUUGUACUUUAUUUGGUAAAUAAGAUUGUUUUAAAUAAAAGUGACAAACUUUUUAUUUUAAGUCAAUUAUUAAAAGAUAUUUAUUUUUAAGUAAGAUAAAAAAAAAUGGAAAAAGAAUAACCUCUGGAGAUUUAGGUUCAAUAGCUUAUUGAUUCAACAGUUGAAUUAUAUAAUUCGAUUAUUAUUUAAGAAAUUAAAGCAUAAGCGGUUGUUAAUACAUCAACAAAAUCAGAAAAUGAGAUAUCAGAAAAUUUAAAAACUUUAAUUAGCAAAAAAAUAAUGAUAGAGAGUAUUGAAUUUGCUGAUUAGGGUAAUAAUAAAAAAGAAUUAAGCUUCACUGUUAAGUAUAGAUUGGAUUAAUAUGAAAAAGAAGAAUCUGUAAAAUCAUUGAUUAAUAAUAAGCUUGAAACAUCAAUCACAACCAAAAAGGAAAAGAAAUAGUAUCAUUACUUCGAAAAUGAAGAUUAGUUUAAAGAUUUACUUAGUGAAAAAGAAAAUGAAAAAAUAAAAGAAAACCAAGAAAAAACUCAAAAUUUGUAUCAGAAAAUCAAUGAAUUAGAAAAAUUUUAAUAAAGAGCCCGAAUUACCUUAGAAGAAUAAAUCGAAUCCAUAAAAUCCUUAAAUAAAACCAUAGAAAAAUAUAAAAAGGCUUUUACAGCUGAUAAAGAACUAAGAGACCAAGAAAUAUCCAAAAAAGAUGGUUUGGAAAAAGAAUUUAACAAUUAAACAAAAGAAAAAAGCAAAAAGGAAUAAAAUAUUAUUGAAGGAAAAAAAAUGAUUAAUGAUUUGGUUAAAAAAGUAGAAGAAUAAGAAAAAGAUAUUAAAACAAAUGAAUAAUAAAAAAGAUAAUAAUAAACUUUAUCAGCUAAAGAAGAAGAAGUAAAGAAAAACUAAAAUUAAAUUGACCAACUUUAACAGGAACUUCUAAGCAACCAAAAUGAAAUUAAGAGUUUAUAAUAAUAAAUUGAAACUCUUGAAAUCUAAUACAUUGAUAAAUAGAAUGAUUAGCUAGAACAUGAAAAAUAAAUUUUCAAGUUAAAACAACGCAUUAAAACCUAAGAAUACUAAAUCGAAUUGCAAUUGAUUAAAUUGAGCAAAUUAAACCUUUUUGAUUAGAACAGAAGAAAAUCAUAAUGA